Molecule: messenger RNA, 1606 nt
Organism: Papilio polytes (common Mormon)
Lineage: Eukaryota; Metazoa; Arthropoda; Insecta; Lepidoptera; Papilionidae
Gene: Ifrd1
Product: interferon-related developmental regulator 1
Exons: 9
Coding region: 236-1543 (435 amino acids)
Source: RefSeq, a predicted model, not a curated record
GGCUGACAAAGCGCAUUGCGCAAAGCAGCAGAGUCGUGUGUGCAUGAUACACGGUUAAACAUGUUAAAAAGUUUUUCUGAAAUUUUAGUUUUAUGUUACAUUCGGUGCCCAAAUUGUUGUAUAAGAACUGAUAUAAUAAACUUUUCUCCUUCUUGAUUAAGUGAGAAGUAUAGGUAAAUAAUAAAUAGUGAAUAUAUUUUUUGUUUGUGUAAGUCAGCGACGUUCUAAAAUCAAGAUGCCAAAAGGAAAGAAAAAGGGUAAAUACGAGCAUAAAAGAACGGAGCAAGCAUACUCUUCAGAUGAAGAUGCUGGUAUAGAUAUGACCAUAGACAAUUGCUCAGAGAUAUCAGGUCAAUCCGACUUGAAGAGCAACCAUGAAGAUGCAGAAAACGAUGUACAAGAGAAGUUAGAGGAGAAGGUGCUAGAGUUGAUAGAGAGUCUCAACGCGCGGGCGAGCGCUGCGCGUGCGCAGGCGCUGUGCUCGCUGCAGGGCGCGCUGCAGCGGCGCUACCUGGCGGGGCUGCUGGCGGCGCACCGCGCCACGCUCGCCGACCACGUGGCGCGCACGCUGCGCCGCGGCCGCGACGCCGAGCGCAGGGCCGCCGCCAACCUCGCCCCGCUGCUCGCUCUGCAGAUAGGUGAGGAGGGCACGGAGGAGUUCAUGAAGGAGGUGCGACCCGCGUUAUUCGCCGCCUGCACAGACAAGUCCGCUUCGAUUGAAACUAGAACUGAUUGCUGCUCGUCGCUGGCGGUGCUGUGCUACCUGCUGGAGGAAGACUUCACAGAGAUCAUUGAGGUGCUGCGAAUGUACGAGACCAUAUUCAGCGGCAGCUAUCUUAAGGGCGACAGCAGCGUGAAGGUGUGCGGCGCGGCGGUGGCGGAGGGCCCGCUGCACGCGGCGGCGCUGGACGGCUGGGCGCUGGUGCUGGCGCUGGCGGAGCCCGCGCACGCCGCGGCGCUGCUGCGCGCCGGCCCGCCCGCGCCGCACCGCCUGCUGCAGCUGCUCGAGGCUUGCAGUCUUGAGGUGCGCAUGGCGGCGGGCGGCGCGCUGGCCGUGGCGCACGAGCGCUGUGUGGAGGGCGGCGCGGGGGGCGCGGGGGGCGCGGCGCCGUGGGCCGGCAGCGAGGCGGCGCUGCAGGCGCGCCUGGAGCAGCUGGCGCGCGACCCGCACAAGUACCGCGCCAAGCGCGACCGCAAGCUGCAGCGCGCCACCUUCAGAGAUAUACUCAAAUACUUCGAGGAGGGCGCGGUGCCGGCGCUGCGCGUGGCGGUGGGCGGCGAGGCGGUGGAGAUGCGGUCGUGGGCGGGGCGCGGCGCGUACGCGGCGCUGGCGGGCGCGCUGGGCGGCGGGCUGGCCGCGCUGGCGCCGCACUGCGCGCCGCUGCGCCACGCGCUGGAGCUGCCCGCCGCGCCGCCGCCGCGCGCGCCGCCCUCGCGCCUCGACAAGCUGCAGCGGCAUUUGCAGAACAACGCAGCGUGCAAGGCGCGCACGCUCGCGCGCAACAAGAGCCGCGACAAGCGCUCCGCCGCACUCGCGCUCUAGGCGCCUCACUUUUUUAUCCAUACACGUAUUAAAACAAACGUUUCAAGAAAAAAAAUACGCGAA